AGCGCCCCUGGCUGUGGGAGGGAUCUGUUGAAAACUAGUUUGGGGCUGAAGUGUUGUGUUCGCUGUCAUGGAGCCUGUGAGGAGGAAGCACCAUCUUGGAUCCGUGUGGCGCUGCGUCUUUCUGCUGAGUCUCCUCCUGAAGUUCGGUCUGACUGGAGACUGCCCUGCAGAUGGACGCACCUGGGUGCCCUUUCAAGACAGAUGUUACCACUUUGUUCACGGAGAGGAGGACAAAAUCAAAAGCUACACAUUUGAGAGAGCAAAAUCCCUCUGCCAAGGUUUCGAGCUUCUGACCAUACAGAGUGCAGAGGAGAAUAACUUUGUCAUUAAAUAUAGCCCAGAGGUGUGGAAAGGCAAUGUCAACGUGUGGCUGGGAAUGUUUUAUGACACAAGCAGUGAGGACAUGAGGUGGUUCGGCGAGGACCCCGUGGGAUUCGCUAACUGGGAGGACAGCUCGUCUCCGUCAGACCUCAUGCCCUUGGACACGUGCGUGACCCUGCACAGCAACACAGGAAAGUGGGAAAAUGUCAGCUGCCAGGAUGAAGUGGAGAACGGCGUGAUCUGUGAGAUUGUUCAGAAAGCAGAGGAAGCCAAGCAGAAACCCAGCGCGCUGCUGUCGGCCCUGGUCGUUCUCAGCGUAAUGGCCAUCAUGGGAAUCUCAGCGGUUAUUUGGUUCCUGAGCCAAAAGCACAAUCUUGGCUCCACCAUCUUCACGGCAUUCGAGUACCACCCUCCGUUCCGAGUCCUGGAGACAGACCAGUCCUGCCUGGUGGAGGCUGAGGAGACCGACAGUGUGCCGUAGAAGAACACACCCCCAGCCUUAUCAAUGGGUGGGUGUUCACACGAAGAGAAGUCCACUCUUACAACAGUGACUGAGGCUAGAUCCACACUGAUAAGUUUUAGUUGUAAAAAAGAAUGAAAAUCUCCGUCCAGACUAAUGAUUUAGCUCAGAAUCAGAAAUAAUCUCCAUCCACAUUGAGACCAGAAAAUACAUAUCACAUGACCAUUGAUGUACACUGGGCAUGUGCGUGCCAGUGUAAACAGGAAUCAGAUUGUAGACUCUGCAGUUUGGUUGCUUAAUUGCAGAAAAUAUUUUUGAACGUGAAGCAGCAAUGAUGAAAUUACAGGGAAUAUCUUGUCUUGACUUAUAUGAGUACAUGCAGUUUGUUUUUCCAAACAUUUCUGUUUCUGCCCGUCCAUACUAAAACACAGCCCUGGAGUUUUCAAACUAAAACGGGGCCAGCAGUGUUUUCAAACUUCUCCGUUUUAGGCACUUGAAAACACCGGAGUCAUGUGGUCACCAGGCGUACACGCAGCAGCGGUGCAUUUUUAAAACUAAAACGUUGUGGUGUGGAUGAAGCCUGAGACACUUUUUGGGGGGGGGGGGGGGUCGUUACUGUCUGUGUCACAUCUGAAUAAUUUAGUGUGAUUGUGAUAAAACUGACCUGGAUACUUUUGAUACUAACCUCUUCACUGUGGGACGUUAAUAUGUCACUAUGUCUGCUUUUUAUGUCGUCUGCCCUGACACUCGCUAGAACCAGAUGUUCAUUUCUUCAGAUUGAUGCAUCUUAAUCAACAGCUGUAGCUGAAAGUUCACAUCACCCGUCACGCUAGUUAACGUCAAGCGCUACAUUGCCUGUGGAAGAGAACUUGUUGCUGAUUAAGGAGAGGAAUGGAUAAAUGUAAGAGCCAAGCGUUUAUACUUUUUGUGAGUGGAAAUUUUCUGUAUAUAUAUAUUUUCCAUAUAUAGUAUUAUCUUCAGAUUAAAUUGGGAGAUUUACAAAAGAAUCAAUGGGAUAUUCUGACUCAUAUUCCUCAGUAUUGAUUGAAAAAUGCUGUACUCUUCUGAACAUUAGCAUGUUUUCUCUUUUAUAAAUGUUGUUGACUUUAA
This is a messenger RNA of Paralichthys olivaceus (Japanese flounder), 1891 nucleotides long. RefSeq names its product CD302 molecule (gene cd302). The record is from RefSeq and is a predicted model, not a curated record. NCBI's taxonomy places the organism in Eukaryota, Metazoa, Chordata, Actinopteri, Pleuronectiformes, Paralichthyidae. Gene Ontology annotation, molecular function: signaling receptor activity.